This is a messenger RNA of Lates calcarifer (barramundi perch), 3412 nucleotides long. RefSeq names its product POC1 centriolar protein A (gene poc1a). Gene Ontology annotation, cellular component: centriole; ciliary basal body. Gene Ontology annotation, molecular function: protein binding. Gene Ontology annotation, biological process: cilium assembly. Lineage: Eukaryota; Metazoa; Chordata; Actinopteri; Centropomidae. The record is from RefSeq and is a predicted model, not a curated record.
CACCUGGUGGUGACGGUGCGUCACUACACUGAGCUGCACGAAAAACUUCACUUAUUUAGAUGGAUUCAUUGAUUUUAAAACUAUUUUGUCAAUUGUAAGGCAUUUCAUUUUUACCAUAUUUGUAUAAUAUAAUCAGUGCGGUAUCGAUUGUUUUGUCGACACAAACGGUAACGGUACAACUUUCCCUUUAAGAAGUUUGACCGGAGGCUCAGCGCCCAAUCGCGGCGCGUAAACUGAACUUUGUUAUUGUCAGCAGCUACGAGCUAGCUGCUAGCUGCUAGCUAGCGUUAGCCGGCCGAUGAACUAGCAGGACGGUGUCGGUACACUCAACCGUCAUAAUAACGACGUAGAGCACCGUUGUUAAUAUUUCGGUUGUAACGGUAACAACAGCAACAAGUUGCUCUCGCCGGGUGUUUGUUUAACAGGAAAGAUGACUUCUGCACUGUCUGAUCCAACCCUAGAGAGACACUUCAAAGGUCACAGGGACACUGUGACAAGUGUGGACUUCAGCUGCAGCAUGAAACAGAUCGCCACGGGCUCCAUGGAUUCCUGUGUGAUGAUCUGGAACAUGAAACCUCAGAUGCGAGCGUAUCGCUUUGAUGGACACAAAGAUGCUGUCAUGUCUGUUCAGUUUUCUCCCUCUGGACACCUGGUGGCCUCCUCGUCCAGAGACAAGACUGUGCGUCUCUGGGUGCCCAGCAUGAAGGCUGAGUCAACAGUUUUCAGGGCUCACACAGCGCCUGUGCGCAGCGUUAACUUCUCCGGUGACGGACAGACUCUGGUCACAGCCUCUGACGACAAGACCAUCAAAGUGUGGACGGUGCACAGGCAAAAGUUCCUGUUCUCUCUCAACCAGCACAUCAACUGGGUCCGCUGUGCAAAGUUUUCUCCAGAUGAUCGUUUGAUUGUGUCGUCCAGUGAUGAUAAGACUAUAAAGCUGUGGGACAAGAACAGCAGAGAGUGUAUACAUUCUUUCUACGAACAUGCUGGUUAUGCAAACCACGUGGACUUCCAUCCCAGUGGAACCUGCAUUGCUGCCGCCAGUACUGACAACUCUGUUAAAGUGUGGGACAUCAGGUCCCAUAAGAUGCUGCAGCAUUAUCAAGUCCACAGUGGUGUGGUGAACAGCCUGUCUUUCCACUCGGCUGGUAAUUUCCUCAUCACUGCGUCCAGCGAUUCCACCGUGAAGAUACUGGACCUUGUAGAGGGCAAGCUGCUGUACACACUGCACGGACACCAGGGUCCAGUGACCUGUGUGUCCUUCUCCAGGACAGGAGAGUACUUUGCUUCUGGAGGCUCUGAUGAACAGGUGAUGGUGUGGAAGAGCAACUUUGACAGCAGUGAGUGUGGUGACACUGUCAGGCUACAACACAAAACCACGUCCAGCACUCAGGCACCACCAGCCACCUCCACGGCUCACCUCCCCUUCAACGUGCAUCCCUCUGUGCUCCGCAGCCAGACCUCUGACCCGUCAGAACAUUUUAACAGACAGGACUCCCACACUCAGAGCGGCAGCGGCAGCAGAGCGACUCAGUCCCUCAGCUACAGGAACCCCAGCACCGGCUCCUCCUCCACCCAUCAGACGCAGACCCGGGGUUUACCGCAGGACGUCGAGGCGCAGCACCGGGCCUCAGAUGGAGGGGUGCCCCCUGGUCUCGCCGGCACCCUGGAACACAUCAUAGGUCAACUGGAUAUUCUCACUCAGACGGUGUCGAUCUUGGAGCAGCGGCUGACGCUGACAGAGGACAAGCUCAAGGAGUGUCUGGAGAAUCAGAUGGAGAUCGGCCUGCACCUCCAGAGACGAGACGAGGCCUAAAGAUGGCGGCUGGCAAAACAGGUUGAGCUGCGGUGUGACGGGAAAUGGGGUCACAUCAACACCAGAAACACAAACCCACGUCACUGUGGUUAGAUCGCAAUAAAAUGCUCGGUCCUACACACACAGCUGCGCGUUCACACAUUCAACAAGGACUUGACCUGAACCAUUUUCCUGACUGGACUUUAAACGCACCCUGAGCCUUACUGCUGAUGGUUAUUUUACAAAGAGAGAUCAGAAGUGAAGGAGGUGAAUAUUAGAGAAGUUGUGCUGAGAGCGCAGUCGCUUUUUCUGCUGACGAAGGACCUGCUGCUACCAGUCACUCUGUGUGUGUGUGUGUGUGUGUGUGUGUGUGUAUACACAACGGCUGCCUGUACAAAUGUGUACACACAUGCAGGAGACUUUCAUACUCGCCUGUGCACCGCGCACGUGUUUGUUUUUCUGUUUGUGUGUGUGCAGGCUGGCACAGAACAGCAUCAGUUAAAUGCUCUCUUUUUAAUUGAAAAGCACAUACGCUGUAUAACGUGCACACAAACAAAAUGUCCACAGGGCACAGCCGUCGUUUUAGCAGCACUCAGACCAAUGCAUUAAUUUUAAAUUGGAGACAGAGGCUCAUUGAAAAACUCAUUAAAAUAGGAACCUUUUUUUUAUUAUCAGGCUCGUUUUGACCUUAUUCAAUCUGUCGCCUGCAGAUACUGUUUUUUUUUGUUCUUCUUCCAUCAUAAGUAAAAGUCCAGACAGUUUUAAAUUAAUCAAACAGUUACUGCAGAGUUAAUACAGUGCCUUUAUUUUGUCUUACACGAAGGAACUUGAUUUAAUUGGUGCAGUUUUCUUGUUGUUUUUGUUCUGUAUUUUUCUUACUGUCAACAAAAGAGCAAAACCAACAAUUAAUUCAUCCUCAUCACGAGUCACAGUGAAGCUGAAGCCUGGUUUAUCUCCUCUGUGUUAGACCUCUGCCCUUGGUGACACGUCUCUACGUUACAGAGGCACUGAAGUUUGUUUUGAGUCAUUACCACAGAUAUUGUCUUGCUCGUUAGUGCAGAUACUGACCUUAUUAGACCGUGAUGAAACCGAUCCACAUUAAAUACAGUUUGUUUGUCAGUUUGCAGUGACAACUCAGUCUUUAGUGCGAGGGACAAAAAAAAUAGUCCCCAACAAACACACUCUUUGCUUUAUUAUGAGUAAAGAAGAAGCAGUGUCCAUCUGUUUUGGGAUUUGAAUAUUAUUCUAUGAAGGAGAACAUGUAGGAAACCAUAUAUUUGUGACCAGGAACAAACCGGCAGACAGGUUAGGUGAGUCUGAAAGUCCCGAGACGGAUUUACACAUUGUUGGUUUUGGCCUUCUCAUGUGAUUUGUUGACAGUGAAGAAAAUAUUGAGGGUAAUGUCAUCCUCACACUGUCUCCUUCAGAGUAAUGGUGCUUUUGCUUUGGCUCUGAGUUAGAGUUUUUUUACCCGGUGAGUGCAGAGCGCCUGGUUGUAAUUACUGCAGUUUGAAAGAUAAGCGUCUUGUUCCGUCCCUUUACAUCCUGUGUCUGAAACUUUUAUACGCUGAAAGUAACUUAUUGUGUACCUUUUUAAUAAAUGUUUUCAGUUUCUUA